This is a messenger RNA of Anopheles marshallii, 2994 nucleotides long. RefSeq names its product high affinity cAMP-specific and IBMX-insensitive 3',5'-cyclic phosphodiesterase 8 (gene Pde8). Bases 1 to 2994 code for a protein of 997 amino acids. The record is from RefSeq and is a predicted model, not a curated record. Gene Ontology annotation, biological process: positive regulation of ERK1 and ERK2 cascade; regulation of DNA-templated transcription; signal transduction. Gene Ontology annotation, molecular function: 3',5'-cyclic-nucleotide phosphodiesterase activity. The transcript has 18 exons. Lineage: Eukaryota; Metazoa; Arthropoda; Insecta; Diptera; Culicidae.
AUGUGGUUCACCGGGUACUGCUGCGGCGUGAACGGAGCACGCACAGCAGCAACGGUGGGACGGGAUUGCGACGGUGGCAACCAAAACCACGACCACUACGGCGAAAAUUACGAAAAUUGCAACCAGAACUGGAAGUACCAGCAGCAGCAGCAGCAGCAGCACCGGCAGCACGAGCAAACCGUUAUGGGUUGCACACCGAGCAUCCUUUCGAACGGAAGCAACAAUCAGCAGUCGCGCAAGGACAGUGGCCUGUACGUCGGCAACGUGGCGGCCAGUGGCAAUGGAAGCAACGAUACCAGCAGCAAUGCCGCCGCCAACAACAAUAAGCUAAGCAACAGCAGCCCGGUCAACCCGACGAUGGUCAAUGCGCCCUACCCGGGUGCAGCAUCGAAGGACGGUGGUACGGAAAAGGAAAGUGCGAAAAAAGAUUCGAUCGUUUCGAUAUCCGCCACGGGGCACAUUACAAGCUUUCCUGUCGUUUCCACCACCGUUAGAAGACCGACCGCUGGAAGUAAGUUGCGAAAUCUUAUCUCGUUUUGCAGUAAGUUUCACCAAUACUCAUCGGCAAGAUUGUGCUGUGGUACCUCCAGCAGCUCGGGACGGUACGGUCAUCGGAAGUCGUCGCUGGCAUUAACACCGGAGGAGGAACCACUCGACUCGUGCCCGAGAUUAGUAUCGGAUCUGAAGUUUCCCAACCUGCUACCACCGAAUCCUGUGAUUAAGAUUUUAAUUGCCUUCUGCAAGAAUGAUCCCGUGUUCGAUGCGCUGGUCAAUGCCAGCCAUCGUCUCAGCCUGGAGCCAACGUUCGUCAAGUCGGCCGAAAGUGCGAUGGAAGCGUUCCAAAAUCCCAGCUCGGGCGGGCAUCACAUCAUCAUCGUGGACGCGCGAUACCCGCGCUCGAUGGAGGCGGAAGCGCUCGGCAGGUCAAUUCGCAAUUCGAAGGGUAGCCAACAUACGACAAUGGUUGCGGUAGUGAAAAAGAGUGUAUUUGAAAAGGAUGAUACGGCUGUGAUUUCUCUGCUGGAUGUUGGCUACAACAGGUGCAUUAUCGAGUCUCCACAUGUAUCGAUUUGUUCGUCGGAGCUGCGGCAAAUCCAGCACUCGCUCGUCCGACCGCAGAAUGUGAUAUCGACUCAACAGGCACUAUAUACGGCGCUUCAUCGAUCGAGGGAAGCGGUCAUCAUUACCGACGAUACGCUCCGGGCACAGUAUGCGAACCGAGCUAGCGAACGUGUGCUGAAUAUGAAGCUGGAUGAAAUCGUUGGCAGAUCUCUGAACGACUUGGUAACGGCCGAUAUUAGUAAUAUUUUAUCUCAUACCAGUAGAUAUAAGGACUACGACGGUUACCUUACCACGCGGAGAAAGUCCCAAGAAUCAUCACAAAUCCAUGUUCGUGCCGUACCUGUCUCGUGCAUCGGAAGGAAUCCCACACACUUAGUUUUAAUCCUAGAAUCAUCAUCCAGCGCACUCGUGUCAUCGAACGCGAUCGGUGAGGCACUGCAAACGUUACCGCAGGGUAAGGAGGUACCGCGCGGUUCGCUGCACUCGAUUCGACGGGGCAGCUUCGACGUGCGGUCAAUCGCGUCGGAUGGGCUGCGGCGGACCAGCCUGGCGAAGCUGUCCUCGCUGCCGCUCGAGGCACCGAUCACCAAAGUACUGAGCCUGCUGGCACAGGUUCAGGAAAACUGCUCGCUCGAAGAAGCCAAGCUGCUGGACCGGGUGAUGGAGUUCCUCAAGCGGGAAGGACUGUACAGUCCGCAGAUGAAGGAAAUCCGUACCGAGGACCCGGUGGCCACCGAUCUGAUAGGGGCCCUGCUCACGCAAGGACCAACGAACAUCCUGUCGUCCAGGCGCAGCUCGAACGACUCCAUCAUACGCGGCGGUGGCCGACCAUCUACAGGGAGCAUCGUUUUCAACAAAACCAAAGAAUCUUCAGAACUGUCCGACCUGCUACAGACGGCCCUGGAUUGGGAUUUUGAAAUAUUUAAGCUAGAGGAACUUACCGAGAAACGUCCAUUAGUGUGUUUAGGAUUAGAACUGUUCCGGCGGUUUGAUGUGUACAAUACGUUCAACUGUGACGAGAUGACGUUCAAGCUGUGGCUCAUUGAGAUGGAGAAGCACUACCACAGCGAGAAUACAUAUCACAACAGCACCCAUGCCGCUGACGUGAUGCAGGCCACGGCAGUCUACCUGCAACAGCUGAGCAACCGAGAGAUAAAAAUAAUGGACCGAAUGGACGAAGCGACCGCUCUCAUUGCCGCCGCAACCCAUGACAUAGACCAUCCGGGCCGUUCGUCUGCCUUCCUGUGCAACUCCGACAGCUCGCUGGCCCUGCUGUACAACGACAUCUGUGUGCUGGAGUCACACCAUGCGGCGACCACAUUCCGGCUGACGCUAGCCGACGAUAAGAUCAACAUCUUCAAAAACCUGGACCGGGACAUGUACAAACUGGCGCGCUCCAUCAUUGUCGACAUGAUACUGGCAACGGAGAUGACGCGACAUUUCGAACAUCUCGCCAAGUUUGUGAGCGUGUUUGGCACGGACGUUGAGUCGAAGGAACCGAUACCGCCGGACAACGACGACAAUCAGAUACUAGUCCGGCGUAUGCUGAUCAAGUGUGCGGACGUGAGCAAUCCAACGCGCCCGCUCAAAUUCUGCGUCGAGUGGGCCCGCCGAAUUGCGGAGGAGUACUUCAUGCAAACGGACGAGGAGAAGCGCAAAAAUCUGCCAAUCGUGAUGCCAAUGUUUGAUCGCACGACCUGCAGCAUCUCCAAGAGCCAGAUUGGCUUCAUCGAGUACAUCAUACACGACAUGAUGGACGCAUGGAACAGUUUUAUCGAAAUGCCCGAAAUCAUACGCUACAUGGAGUUCAACUAUUCGCAGUGGAAGCUGUUCGAGGAGCAGGGCAUCAACACACUCAGCGACAUCAAGCGGAAGCAGAUGUCACUGCACGAAGAGACGGCAAGCACGAUCUCCCUGGAGGAGAAGUUCUAG